Molecule: messenger RNA, 700 nt
Organism: Pyrgilauda ruficollis (rufous-necked snowfinch)
Lineage: Eukaryota; Metazoa; Chordata; Aves; Passeriformes; Passeridae
Gene: UCN3
Product: urocortin 3
Exons: 2
Coding region: 37-495 (152 amino acids)
Biological process (GO): adenylate cyclase-activating G protein-coupled receptor signaling pathway; hormone-mediated signaling pathway; digestion
Cellular component (GO): extracellular region
Molecular function (GO): hormone activity; corticotropin-releasing hormone receptor 2 binding
Source: RefSeq, a predicted model, not a curated record
UCCAUCCCAAGCAUCCAGGAGAAGCAGGCCACCGCCAUGUCCCACGCCAGGCUGCUGCUGCUCCUCAUCCUGCUGGGAGCUGCCGGCACCGGCCGGGCCCUCAGCCUCUCCAACGCCGCCUCCAUCUUCAGCUGCCUCAACGCCGCCCUGUCGGAGGCGCACAAGAUCCUUCCCGAGGAGAACGCCGUCCUGGACAAGCGCGGCUCCGAGUCGCCGUCCCUGGAGGAGGCGUCCGAGGAGGACGCGGCGGAGGAAGAGCUGGGGAAAAGGACAUUCCCGGGGGAUGGCCACUACAAAUACGUGUCCCAGGCGCAGGUGAAGGGCAAGACCUACCAGAACCAGGCCAAGAGCGACCGGCGCACCAAGGUGACGCUGUCGCUCGACGUCCCCACCAACAUCAUGAACAUCCUCUUCAACAUCGCCAAGGCCAAGAACUUGCGGGCCAAGGCGGCGGCCAACGCGCACCUCAUGGCCCAGAUCGGGCGGAGGAAGUGACUGGGCCGCCGCCGCAGGGGACUGAUGGCCGGCUGUGACAUCGGCGCUGCCACCAUCGAGCGACCUCACGUCCGUGUUCCUCCUCCUCCCCUUCUCUCCUCCCCGCUGUCCUCCGUCAUUCCUUCCGGACAUUUCCACGCGCAGGGAAGAGGUUCCUGUCCCCAGCCGGGCGCAGGGGACGCGUCACCCGGGAAGGUUCCUGAUU